AUUAUGUAUCUUUUCUUAUUUAUAAUAAUUAAGAACUCACAAAUAUCUUUUCCAAUUAACAAAAUUGCUUUUUAAAGCAAGAAAAAUAAUAAGUUCAGAAUUUUAAUAAUUGUACUUUCCAAUCAUCCCGCCGAUGACGACAUCAUGGACAACACUUUCACAUGAGAACGCGGCUUUACGGAGAGUGGACGAAUCCUGAUAAUAUAGAUAACCUCACUUUGGACUCGCCGGAUUCGUUCGCGCCUAUCAGCGACUACGUAGUUCAUGUCCGUGGCGUUUCGCGGAAUCGCCUGACAGUUGAUCCUGGAGCGGGGGAUCGAUUCGAUCAUCCACUCGCGAUACCCACCGCGAUCGCACACUCACGAGUCUACCGUUCAACGUAAGCCAACGAGCGGCACGUACCGACCCGGGUAUGGGCGAUUCCUUGGACGGCUCCGGGGAACCGUCCCCGGAGUCGCAGAAUGUCGCGAUCGUCGAGUUCCCGACGUUCGCCAACUAUCUGCGCAAGGCCGUUACCGUGCUGCUACCGGACGAGGACGUGGUGCCGCCCGCGUUCAACCUGGCCUUGGACGAGCGCCACAAUCAGGAUUGCAUCCGCAAGUUCCUCGGCGACUCGCAAGUCAGCUCGCUCUAUAUACAGAGGAGCUCGACCAAAGAAGAGGAUAGUGGUGAAGGAGAUGAAGACAAGGAGAAUACACCUUACUAUAUAUCAAAUGAGAUACACUUCUCAAAUCCAAAAAUGGCCUCCCUAGUUUUGACAAAGCGUGGAAUCGUCAUCGAGGCUGAUAAAUCUAUUCAUUCUCAAGUGCGUUUGAUCACUUUCUCCGAUGGGCCGCCGUAUGAAACUCUACAUGCGAUAAGCAAAACCAUGGCACCUUACUUCAAGAGUUACGUGAAGGAAACAGGUCGCGCUCACAGGGAUGGUGACAAAAUGGUACCAUUAGUCGAGAAGAAAAUCGCGGAGCUUGAGAUGGGACUGUUGCACUUGCAACAGAACAUUGAUAUUCCUGAGAUUUCUCUACCAGUUCAUCCGAUCGUCGCGCAGGUCAUUAAACAGUGCGAGGAAGAGGGCCGCAAGCCGAAAGUCGCCGACUUUGGUGAUAAAGUCGAGGAUUCGACGUUUCUCAAUCAAUUGCAGAACGGCGUCAACAGGUGGAUCAAGGAGAUCCAGAAGGUGACAAAGCUCAAUCGCGACCCGGAAUCGGGUACGGCGCUCCAAGAGAUAUCGUUCUGGCUGAAUCUCGAGAGAGCGCUGCAUCGUAUCCAGGAGAAACGCGAAAGCAUCGAAAUCUCCCUGACGCUCGACAUACUCAAGCAUGGUAAACGAUUCCACGCCACUGUGAGCUUCGACACCGACACCGGCUUGAAGCAGGCACUGGCUACCGUGAACGAUUACAAUCCGUUGAUGAAGGACUUCCCGAUCAAUGACUUGCUGUCGGCUACUGAGCUGGAAAGAAUACGCAGUAGCGUGCAGCAGAUUUUCAUGCAUCUGAGGAAAAUCAGGAGUACCAAGUAUCCCAUUCAGAGAGUGUUGAGAUUGGUAGAGGCUAUCUCGAGAGACUUGGGGCAACAGUUGCUCAAGGUACUGGGCACGCGGCGGCUGAUGCACAUCCCGUUCGACGACUUCGAGAAAGUCAUGGCGCAGUGCUUCGAGGUGUUCACCACUUGGGAUGACGAAUACGAUAAGCUCACUGGACUGCUGAGGGAUGUAGUGAAGAAGAAGCGCGACGAGCACAUGAAGAUGGUGUGGCGAGUAUUGCCGGCGCACAAGAAGCUGCAGUCGAGGAUGGAGCACAUGCGUCGCUUCCGACGUCAGCACGAACAAUUGAGAACGGUGAUAGUCCGCGUGCUCAGACCUACCGUACGCCAAAACAGCAACUCCUCUACGAUGGAAAACGCCGACAACGCGAGUGUGAAGGUGGAAUUCGCCCUGGACGCCGCAGACGCCAACGCUAUUAGCGAGGUUAACCUGGCGUACGAGAACGUGAAGGAAGUGGAUUGUUUGGACAUCACCAAGGAGGGACAGGAAUCCUGGGACGCCGCUGUACACAGAUACGAGGAGCGCAUAGAGCGUGUAGAGGCAAGGAUCACGGCGCACCUACGAGAUCAAUUGGGCACGGCUAAGAACGCGAAUGAGAUGUUCCGGAUAUUCUCGAGAUUCAACGCGCUCUUCGUGAGGCCGCAUAUUCGCGGCGCCAUUAGGGAAUAUCAGACGCAGCUGAUACAGAGAGUCAAAGACGAUAUCGAGGCGUUACACGAAAAGUUCAAGGUUCAAUACGCGCAAAGUAAGUGCUGCAGGAUGAGUAUGGUGAGAGAUUUACCACCUGUUGCUGGAUCGAUAAUAUGGGUCAAGCAGAUCGAUUACCAGUUGACUAUGUACUUGAAACGUGUCGAGGAUGUCUUGGGCAAAGGAUGGGAGAGCCAUAUCGAAGGUCAAAAACUGAAAGCCGAUGGAGACAGCUUCCGUAUGAAAUUAUCGACGCAGGAAAUCUUCGAUGAUUGGGCGCGUAAGGUGCAGGCACGAAACCUCGGCGUGACUGGACGUAUUUUCACGAUUGAAAGCGUACGCUCAAGAACGGGCCGCGGCAAUGUGUUAAAGCUGAAAGUAAACUUCCUUCCUGAGAUUAUUACGCUGUCCAAAGAAGUAAGGAACUUGAGGAACCUCGGAUUUCGCGUUCCCCUGCCUAUCGUGAACAAGGCUCAUCAGGCUAACCAAUUGUAUCCGUUCGCCAUCAGCCUUAUCGAGAGCAUCAGAACUUACGAGAGAACACUGGAGAAGCUUACCAAUCGGAGUCCCCAUUGUCCCGCACUAAAGAUUGAAGACAAAGCGAGUAUUAUACCCUUGGUUGCUGGCAUGCGUAAAGAUGUCCUGGUAUUGAUCUCUGAGGGUAUCGCGUUAGUUUGGGAAAGCUACAAACUCGACCAAUACGUGCAACGUUUAUCCGACGCUGUCGUUUCUUUCCAAGAAAGGGUAGAAGAUCUUCUGGUCGUAGAAGAACAGCUAGAUGUCGACGUUCGUUCUCUCGAAACUUGUCCUUAUUCCGCAAAUACGUUUGCCGAUAUAUUAUCCAAGAUUCAGAAAUCGGUAGAUGAAUUAUCGUUGAAGAACUACUCCAAUUUACACAUCUGGGUAGCACGGCUCGAUGAGGAGGUGGAGAAGAAUUUGGGUGCGAGAUUGGAAGCUGGAAUAAAGGCGUGGACCGAUGCUCUAACUGGUCACAAGAAGGAAGUAGAUUUGAGCAUGGACACAGACGCUCCCGUGCAACCUACGCACAAACCUGGCGGCGAUCCUAAGAUCCAAAAUCAGAUCCAUGAAGUUCGAAUCACCAAUCAAACUAUGUAUCUGUAUCCUAGUAUCGAAGACGCGAGAUUCCAGAUAAUGCAACAAUUAUUCGCGUGGCAAGCGAUCGUCACGUCACAGAUUCGUCUCCAAAGCUCGAGAUAUCAGGUUGGCUUGGAUAAGCCCGAAUCAGGUACAUACAGAAACUUGCUCACGAAAUUGCCUAGUGGAAAGCAGCCAUUGGAGGCGGCAUACGAAGCGGUCGAAUCUAAAAUGAAGGAUGUUGCCGAUUACGUUGAUCAAUGGCUACGUUAUCAGGCGCUCUGGGAUCUGCAACCGGGCAAUCUCUACGGCAAAUUGGGUGAGAAUAUCAACUUGUGGAUGAAAUGUCUGAACGACAUAAAGAAGACGAGGACGACCUUCGAUACCUCCGACACCAGACGCGAAUUCGGGCCUGUGAUUAUAGAUUUCGCGAAAGUGCAGAGUAAGGUGUCACUGAAAUAUGAUUCGUGGCAUAAGGAAACCUUGGGCAAAUUCGGCACGCUCCUGGGUAAUGAAAUGGCUAGCUUCCACUCCCAGGUGUCGAAAUCUAGAAGCGAUCUGGAGCAGCAGUCCAUCGAAGCAGCCAGCACGUCCGACGCGGUCGGUUUCAUAACGUACGUGCAGUCCCUGAAACGCAAAAUGAAAGCUUGGGAGAAACAAGUUGACAUAUAUCGCGAGGGUCAGAGGAUACUUGAACGUCAGAGAUUCCAGUUCCCGUCUUCUUGGUUGCACGUGGACAAUAUAGAAGGAGAAUGGGGCGCAUUUAAUGAAAUUAUCAAGCGCAAGGACACCAGUAUCCAGACUCAAGUUGCAUCCUUGCAGAUGAAAAUCGUUGCCGAAGAUAAGGCCGUUGAGACCAGGACCACCGACUUCCUCAGCGACUGGGAGCGGGGCAAACCAGUGGAAGGCCAUUUGCGACCAGACGAUGCUUUACAGCAGCUGCAAUUAUUCGAAAGUAAAUUCGCUAGGCUCAAAGAAGAGAGAGAUAAUGUCGCCAAAGCCAAAGAGGCAUUGGAACUACAAGAGCCGGGCGGAAUAUCGACCAGCGAGGACAGAAUGCAGGUGGUAUUCGAGGAACUGCAGGACUUGAGAGGAGUUUGGUCGGAAUUGUCGAGGAUAUGGGCACAAAUCGACGAAACUCGUGAGAAACCUUGGCUGUCCGUGCAACCGCGAAAAUUGCGCCAGCAAUUGGAUACGAUGAUGGCACAGUUGAAGGAACUACCAGCGAGAUUGAGACAAUACUCAUCAUAUGAAUACGUAAAGAAGAUGCUGCAGAGUUACACGAAAGUGAACAUGCUGAUCGUAGAACUGAAGUCCGACGCACUCAAAGAAAGGCACUGGAAACAGUUGACAAAACAGCUCAGGGUGAACUGGGUACUGAGUGAGCUCACUCUUGGCCAAGUCUGGGAUGUAAAUCUUCAGAAGAACGAGGGAAUAGUCAAAGAUAUUAUCCUUGUGGCGCAAGGCGAAAUGGCACUGGAGGAAUUCCUCAAGCAAGUACGCGAAUCUUGGCAAACGUACGAACUGGAUUUGAUAAAUUACCAAAACAAAUGCAGGCUGAUACGCGGUUGGGACGAUCUGUUUAAUAAAGUGAAGGAGCACAUCAAUUCGGUGGCUGCCAUGAAGUUGUCACCGUAUUACAAGGUAUUCGAAGAAGAGGCUUUAACUUGGGAAGAGAAGUUGAAUAGAAUUAAUGCGCUGUUCGACGUUUGGAUAGACGUACAGCGGCGGUGGGUCUACCUCGAAGGCAUCUUCUCUGGUAGCGCAGAUAUCAAGACACUAUUGCCAGUGGAAACGUCACGCUUCCAAAGUAUCAGUUCCGAAUUCCUGGGACUCAUGAAGAAAGUGUCCAAGUCACCUAUGGUCACAGAUGUUUUGAACAUACCCGGCGUACAAAGAGCACUCGAACGUCUUGCCGAUCUUCUUGGCAAGAUACAGAAAGCACUGGGAGAAUACUUGGAAAGAGAACGAACAUCUUUCCCGCGAUUCUACUUCGUCGGCGACGAGGACUUGUUGGAGAUUAUUGGUAACAGCAAGAAUGUUGCAAGAUUGCAAAAACACUUCAAAAAAAUGUUCGCUGGCAUAGCCGCUAUUCUGCUCAACGAAGAUAACUCGAUUAUUACCGGCAUUGCUUCGCGCGAAGGUGAAGAAGUUAUAUUCCAGAAUCCUGUGUCCACGGUCGAUCAUCCUAAAAUUAAUGAAUGGUUGACGUUAGUGGAGAAGGAAAUGCGCGUGACGCUUGCCUCGAGCCUAGCAAAGGCGGUACAGGACAUAAAACAAUUCAAAGAUGGAAAUAUAAACGCCCAGGCAUUUAUGUCGUGGUGUGACAAUUAUCAAGCUCAAAUAAUAGUCUUGGCAGCACAGAUCUUGUGGUCGGAAGAUGUUGAAGCGGCCCUCCAUGAAGCACAGGCCGAUCCAAGCAAAAAUCCGCUCGAAAGAGUGUUGGUACAAGUGGAAGGCACGUUGAACGUAUUGGCCGAUUCCGUUCUUCAAGAGCAGCCACCUUUAAGAAGAAAGAAAUUAGAGCAUUUGAUUAACGAAUUUGUGCAUAAGCGCACCGUUACUAGAAGAUUGAUCGCCAACAGAGUUUCGAAUCCGAAAGCAUUCGAGUGGCUGUGCGAGAUGAGAUUCUACUUCGAUCCGAGACAAACGGAAGUUCUUCAACAACUUACGAUACACAUGGCAAACGCUAAAUUCUCCUACGGGUUCGAAUACUUGGGCGUACAAGAUAGAUUAGUGCAGACACCGUUGACGGACAGAUGCUAUUUGACAAUGACACAAGCGUUGGAGGCUCGACUUGGUGGAUCGCCAUUUGGACCAGCCGGCACAGGAAAAACUGAAUCCGUGAAAGCGUUAGGUCAUCAACUUGGAAGAUUUGUAUUGGUAUUCAAUUGCGACGAGACAUUCGACUUCCAGGCCAUGGGCCGUAUAUUUGUUGGUCUUUGCCAAGUGGGCGCAUGGGGUUGCUUCGAUGAGUUUAACCGUUUGGAGGAGCGGAUGUUGUCCGCCGUCUCUCAGCAAGUGCAAACGAUUCAAGAAGCUCUCAAGAGCCAGAUGGAAGGCAAGAAAGAGGGAACCCUCUGCGUUGAGUUGGUUGGAAAACAAGUUAAAGUCUCCACGGAUAUGGCCAUAUUCAUCACCAUGAAUCCCGGAUACGCCGGACGUUCCAAUCUGCCAGAUAAUCUGAAGAAACUUUUCCGAUCACUUGCCAUGACCACUCCUGAUCGGCAACUAAUAGCCGAAGUGAUGUUAUUCAGCCAAGGUUUCAGAUCGGCAGAGAAAUUGGCAUGCAAAAUUGUUCCAUUCUUCAAACUUUGUGACGAACAACUUUCUAAUCAAUCGCACUACGAUUUCGGACUACGCGCGCUGAAAUCCGUGCUGAUCUCUGCCGGAAACGUGAAGCGUGAUCGCAUACAGAAGAUCAAAGAGGGUAUGCAAAGCCGUGGCGAAACCAACAUUGAUGAGGCUUCGAUCGCUGAGAAUCUGCCUGAACAGGAGAUACUCAUCCAGUCUGUAUGCGAGACAAUGGUACCCAAAUUAGUUGCCGAAGAUAUACCAUUACUGUUCAGUUUGUUAAGCGACGUAUUCCCUAAUGUGAAUUACACACGCGCGGAAAUGAAAGGUUUGAAAGAUCAAAUCAGGAAAGUAUGCUCUGAGGAAUAUCUAGUAUGCGGCGAAGGAGAUGAACAAGGAGGUGCUUGGCAAGAAAAGGAAUCGAUCGGUGAAACGUGGGUGGAGAAGGUACUCCAAUUGUACCAAAUUUGCAAUCUGAAUCAUGGAUUAAUGAUGGUCGGCCCAAGCGGAUCUGGUAAAACCAUGGCGUGGAAGGUGCUGCUCAAAGCACUGGAGCGAUUCGAAGGUGUAGAAGGCGUCGCCCACGUAAUCGAUCCGAAAGCGAUCAGCAAGGAAACGUUAUACGGUGUGUUGGAUCCAAACACGCGUGAAUGGACGGACGGUUUGUUCACACAUAUACUGCGAAAGAUAAUUGAUAACGUCAGAGGAGAGAUCAACAAACGGCAAUGGAUUAUAUUCGACGGAGAUGUUGAUCCGGAAUGGGUUGAGAACUUGAACUCCGUGCUCGAUGACAAUAAGCUCCUUACUUUGCCCAACGGCGAACGCCUGAGCUUGCCGCCCAACGUACGAGUCAUGUUCGAAGUGCAAGAUCUAAAGUACGCUACGUUGGCCACCGUGUCGCGUUGCGGCAUGGUGUGGUUCUCCGAGGACGUGUUGUCGACCGAAAUGAUAUUCGAGAACUACAUGAUGCGCUUGCGAAACAUUCCACUGGAGGACGGCGAGGAGGAUAAUCUUGGCAAGAAAACCGAUAAGGAAGACACCAUAUCACCUGCAUUAGCGGUGCAGAGAGAAGUUGCCAGUAUCAUGCAGAGUUACUUCGCGCCUGACAGCUUAGUAGUAAGAUGCUUGGAGUACGCCAUGAAGCAAGAGCACAUAAUGGACUUCACGCGCCUGCGGGCUCUCAGUUCCCUGUUCUCCAUGUUAAAUCAAGCCGUACGCAACGUACUGCAGUACAAUCAUUCUCAUAUUGACUUCCCCUUGCCGAGCGAGCAACUGGAACGUUACAUGCCCAAGUGCCUGGUUUAUGCGCUCCUGUGGAGUUUCGCGGGUGACGCUAAAUUGAAAGUUAGAUCGGACUUGGGUGAUUUCAUCAGAUCUAUUACAACUGUGCCUCUGCCAUCUCAGACCAGCAUACCGAUUAUAGACUUCGAAGUAAACAUACACGGUGAAUGGUUACUCUGGAGCAACAAAGUUCCUCAGAUCGAAGUGGAGACCCACAAAGUAGCCAGCCCGGACAUCGUCGUACCAACUUUGGAUACCGUCAGACACGAAAGUUUACUGUACACCUGGUUGGCUGAGCACAAACCGUUGGUGCUCUGUGGACCACCUGGUUCCGGUAAAACCAUGACGCUGUUCUCCGCUUUGCGAGCAUUACCAGAUAUGGAGGUUGUGGGGCUUAACUUCUCAUCCGCCACGACGCCCGAGCUGUUGCUCAAGACAUUCGAUCACUACUGCGAAUACCGCAAAACACCGAACGGCGUUGUACUUUCGCCAGUGCAGUUGGGCAAAUGGCUAGUCCUGUUUUGUGACGAGAUCAAUUUACCCGAUAUGGAUAAUUAUGGAACGCAGCGCGUGAUCUCCUUCCUGAGACAAUUGGUGGAGCACCAAGGUUUCUAUCGAACCAGCGAUCAAGCGUGGGUCACUCUAGAAAGGAUACAGUUUGUCGGCGCCUGUAAUCCACCUACAGAUCCUGGCAGAAAACCUCUGAGUCACAGGUUCCUGCGUCACGUACCCGUUAUUUAUGUCGACUAUCCCGGAGAAACCUCUUUGAAACAGAUUUACGGCACAUUUACGCGUGCCAUGCUUAGAUUAACACCUAAUCUGCGUGGUUACGCUGAACCUUUAACGAACGCAAUGGUGGAGUUCUACUUAGCCUCCCAGGAGAAAUUCACACAAGAUAUGCAACCGCAUUAUGUAUACUCACCACGCGAAAUGACGCGCUGGGUGCGCGGUAUCUGCGAGGCCAUUAGACCGCUCGAUAAUCUCUCUGUGGAAGGCUUGGUGCGUUUAUGGGCCCACGAAGCUCUUCGUCUAUUCCAAGACAGAUUGGUGGAAGAAUCCGAGAGGGCUUGGACGAAUAAAAACAUCGACACUGUGGCUCUGAAGCACUUUAUGUCGGUCGACAGAGAAAAGGCACUGGCCAGGCCAAUCUUGUACAGUAACUGGCUGUCGAAGGACUACGUGCCGGUGAAUAGGGAAGAGCUGAGAGAUUACGUUCGCGCAAGGUUGAAAGUAUUCUAUGAGGAGGAGCUCGAUGUGCCGUUGGUGCUCUUUGACGAGGUGCUUGAACAUGUUCUACGAAUUGACAGAAUUUUCCGACAACCUCAGGGACACUUGUUGCUAAUCGGUGUCUCUGGUGCUGGUAAGACAACUCUGUCGAGAUUCGUUGCAUGGAUGAACGGCUUGUCCAUUUUCCAAAUCAAGGUGCACAAUAAAUAUACCGGUGAAGAUUUCGACGAGGAUCUACGUCAAGUAUUAAGACGGUCCGGUUGCAAGGACGAGAAGAUAGCUUUCAUUCUUGAUGAAUCCAACGUGUUGGAUUCCGGUUUUCUCGAGCGUAUGAACACGUUGCUCGCCAACGGUGAAGUGCCUGGACUGUUUGAGGGCGACGAGUACACGACCCUCAUGACGCAAUGCAAGGAAGGUGCUCAGCGGGAAGGCUUGAUGUUGGAUUCUAACGAGGAACUUUAUAAAUGGUUCACCGGCCAAGUUAUGAAGAACCUGCAUGUCGUAUUCACGAUGAAUCCGAGCACGGACGGUUUGAAAGAUCGUGCGGCAACAUCGCCAGCAUUGUUCAACAGAUGCGUGCUGAAUUGGUUCGGUGAUUGGUCGGACAAUGCGCUGUUCCAAGUUGGCAAGGAAUUCACUAAUCGCGUCGACCUCGAGAGACCGAUGUGGAAAUGUCCGGACUUCUUCCCGUCCGUAUGUUCCUUGAUCCCACCACAAAUGACGCACAGAGACGCCGUUAUAAACGCGUGCGUCUAUGUCCACCAGACCUUGCACAAAGCGAACACGCGGCUGGCCAAGAGGGGCGCUCGAACCAUGGCGAUCACUCCGCGCCAUUACUUGGAUUUUAUUAAUCACUUUGUUAAACUGUAUCAAGAGAAGAGAAGCGACUUGGAGGAACAACAGUUGCAUUUGAAUGUCGGUUUGAGUAAGAUCGCCGAGACAGUAGAGCAGGUCGAAGAGAUGCAGAAGAGCUUAGCCGUCAAAUCUCAGGAGCUGCAAGCUAAGAAUGAAGCCGCCAAUGCGAAAUUAAGGCAAAUGGUUAAGGAUCAACAAGAAGCGGAGAAGAAGAAGGUACAGAGUCAAGAAAUCCAGCAGCAGUUAGCUAUUCAAACGGUAGCUAUCAAUCAAAAGAGGGACGAUGUGAUGGCCGAUCUUGCUCUAGUCGAACCAGCUGUUAUUGAUGCUCAAAAUGCGGUGAAAUCGAUAAAGAAACAGCACUUAGUCGAGGUUCGUUCCAUGGCGAAUCCGCCGGCGAUCGUGAAAGUCGCGCUGGAGUCUAUCUGCUUAUUGCUCGGCGAAAACGCCAGCGACUGGAAAUCUAUCCGUGCGGUCAUCAUGAGGGACAAUUUUAUCAAUACUAUUGUCUCUAAUUUUAGUACUGAGGACAUUACCGAUGAGGUGAGAGACAAAAUGAAGAGUCGUUACCUAAGCAAUCCCGAUUACAACUUUGAAAAAGUAAAUCGCGCCAGUUUGGCAUGCGGUCCUAUGGUGAAAUGGGCCAUAGCACAGAUUGAGUACGCUGAUAUGUUGAAACGAGUCGAACCGCUACGCGAGGAACUUUAUUCUCUGGAGCGACAAGCGGAUACCAACAAGCUGAAGGGUGAAGAAGUAAAGAAUCUGAUCGCUCAACUAGAGCAGAGUAUAGCAUCUUACAAAGAAGAAUACGCUCAACUCAUCUCACAAGCACAGGCCAUUAAGGCCGAUCUUGAGAGUGUACAAGCCAAAGUGGACAGAUCGAUCGCCUUAUUGAAGUCCUUGGUUAUCGAAAGAGAAAGGUGGGAGGCAACGAGCGAGACAUUCAAGAGCCAAAUGUCCACGAUCAUUGGAGAUGUUUUGUUAUCUUCCGCUUUCUUGGCCUACGCUGGCUACUUUGAUCAACAUUACCGCCAAAACCUCUUCACUACAUGGUGUCAACAUCUGCAACAUGCGAAUUUGCAAUUCAGACCUGAUAUUGCACGAACCGAAUAUCUAUCCAAUCCUGAUGAACGUUUGCGAUGGCAGGCGAAUGCAUUGCCAACCGACGACCUGUGCACUGAGAAUGCGAUCAUGUUGAAGCGUUUCAACAGAUACCCGUUAAUCAUCGAUCCGUCUGGUCAAGCAACGGAAUUCAUCCUGAACGAGUUCAUAGAUCGAAAGAUCACGAAAACCAGCUUCUUGGAUGAUUCGUUCAGGAAAAAUCUCGAGAGCGCCCUACGUUUCGGCAAUCCCCUGUUGGUGCAAGACGUGGAGAAUUAUGAUCCUAUAUUGAAUCCUGUGCUGAACCGAGAAUUGCGACGCACAGGUGGACGUGUGUUGAUCACACUCGGCGAUCAGGACAUAGAUCUUUCGCCAUCGUUCGUCAUCUUUUUGUCAACGAGGGACCCGACGGUGGAAUUCCCGCCGGACAUUUGUUCGCGCGUGACAUUCGUUAAUUUCACCGUCACCAGAAGCUCGCUGCAGAGUCAGUGCUUGAAUCAGGUGCUGAAGGCCGAGCGUCCAGACAUCGACGAGAAGAGGUCCGACUUACUCAAACUUCAGGGAGAGUUCCAUUUGAGGCUGCGACAGCUCGAGAAAUCUUUGUUGCAGGCGUUGAACGACGCCAAGGGUAAGAUCCUCGACGACGACUCCGUGAUCACCACUCUUGAGACCUUGAAGCAGGAAGCCGCUGAUAUCAGUAAGAAAGUAGAGGAGACGGACAAGGUCAUAGCGGAGAUCGAAACGGUCUCGCAUCAAUACAUGCCUUUGUCACAAGCGUGCUCGAAUAUGUACUUCACCAUGGACAGCCUCAACCAAGUACACUUCCUGUAUCAAUAUUCGCUAAAGAUGUUCCUGGACAUCUUUACAUCUGUGUUGUCGCAAAACCCGAAGUUGUCCGGCAUGUCGGAUUACAGCCAACGACUUUCGCUCAUCACGCGCGAUCUAUUCGCCGUCUGCUACGAGCGAGUCGCUCGCGGAAUGCUACACACAGAUAGAUUGACAUUCGCUUUAUUGCUCUGCCGCAUCCACCUAAAGGGCAUUCCCACGGAAUCCACCUACGACAGCGAAUUUACGUUCUUCCUACGCGGCAAGGAGGGCGUACUUAAUGUCCGAGCGCCACCGUUAUCUAAUUUGAGCUCGGAGCAGCAAGAAGCGAUGAUGCGUUUGAGCAUAAGACUACCUGCGUUCAAGAAACUGCCGGAGAAGAUCCAAGAGAGCACAGAGUUCGGUGCGUGGCUACAGUCGCCUACUCCGGAGACGUGCGUGCCAAGGCUCUGGGACGAGGAAAAACCGCUGUCGCCCACGGGAAUAGCGAUGCAUCAAUUGCUGAUAAUACAAGCCUUCCGACCAGAUCGUGUAAUUGCGGCUGCGUCCUUGGUAGUGAUGUCCGCGUUCGGCGAGUCCUUUAUGCCAGCCGCCGAGGCCGAGCUCGACUUUGCGUCCGUCGUAGAGAACCAGCUGAAGGCAACCGUACCGGCUUUGCUAUGCUCAGUACCAGGCUUCGACGCUUCGGGUAGAGUGGAUGAUUUAGCCGCGGAGCUCGGCAAGCAAAUAGCUAGCAUCGCGAUCGGAUCGGCAGAGGGAUUCAAUCAGGCUGAUAGAGCUAUAAACAUGGCUGUGAAAGCCGGCAGAUGGGUCCUACUGAAAAACGUACACCUUGCGCCGCAGUGGCUGGUACAGUUGGAGAAGAAGUUGCAUAGCCUACAGCCACAUACCAGCUUCCGAUUAUUCUUAACGAUGGAGAUUAAUUCCAAGGUACCAGUGAACCUAUUAAGAGCCGGUAGAAUCUUCGUGUUCGAACCACCGCCUGGCAUACGAGCGAACCUCUUGCGUACGUUCAGCACCGUGCCCGCCUCGAGGAUGAUGCGAGUACCCAACGAAAGGGCCCGACUGUACUUCCUGCUCGCGUGGUUCCACGCAAUCGUGCAGGAACGAUUGCGUUACGCGCCGCUAGGCUGGGCUAAACACUACGAAUUCAACGAGAGCGAUCUGAGAGUCGCCUGCGACACCUUGGACACGUGGAUCGAGACGACAGCUAUGGGCAGAACGAAUCUACCGCCCGAAAAAGUACCUUGGGAUGCUCUGGUGACUCUUCUCUCCCAGUGCAUCUACGGUGGCAAGAUUGACAACGAUUUUGAUCAACGUCUCCUGGCCUCUUUCUUGCGCAAGCUUUUUACACCACGUUCAUUCGAGGCCGACUUUGCGCUGGUUGCUAACAUCGACGGUGCGCAAGGUGGUCAGAGACACAUCACAAUGCCGGAUGGCACUAGGCGCGAUCACUUCCUGAAGUGGAUCGAGUCCCUUUCAGACAGACAGACACCUUCCUGGCUCGGUUUGCCGAAUAAUGCAGAGAAAGUGCUUCUGACCACAAGGGGAACCGAUCUGGUCUCCAAGCUUCUCAAGAUGCAGCAGUUGGAGGACGAGGACGAGCUAGCAUAUUCAAACGAGGAACAUUCUUUGGACACGCCGAGGGAAGCUGAAGCGGACGGUAGGCCUUCUUGGAUGAGAACUUUGCACAAUUCGGCCUCCACCUGGCUGCAACUACUUCCGAAGAACCUGCUGAUUCUGAAAAGAACGGUUGAAAAUAUCAAAGAUCCAUUAUACAGAUAUUUCGAGAGAGAAGUUAAUAGCGGAGCGAAAUUACUUCAAGAUGUUAUCCACGACUUGGAAGAUGUCGUAUUAAUUUGCCAAGGCGAGAAGAAACAGACCAAUUACCAUAGAACAAUGUUGUCCGAGCUAGUAAAAGGCAUUCUGCCUGCUGGUUGGAGGAGAUACACCGUACCGAGAGGCUGCACAGUCAUACAAUGGAUCACCGACUUUAGUCACCGUGUCUCACAGCUGCAGGAGGUCUCCCGUUUGGUCUCUCAGGGCGGAGCGAAAGAAAUAAAGAGUUUCCCAGUCUGGCUCGGAGGCCUACUAAAUCCUGAAGCUUACAUUACCGCAACGAGGCAGUGUAUCGCACAAGCUAAUAGCUGGUCGCUCGAGGAACUGCAAUUGAAUGUAACCAUAGGCGAUGGCGAUAACAUCGCCACGGACGAUUGCUCCUUCGCCGUUACCGGCUUGAAGUUACAAGGCGCGCAAUGUAAAGAUAAUCAAUUGUAUUUAACGUCGACUAUUAUGACCGAUUUGCCGGUUACUAUGCUGAGGUGGGUGCGAUCGUCUACGGAGGAUAUCAGAAAGGGCAAGCUGUCCUUGCCAGUUUAUUUGAACAGCACUCGUACCGAACUGCUAUUUACCGUUGAUUUGAACAUUGCUCCUAGUCAAGAUCCGCACAGUUUCUACGAGAGAGGGGUCGCUGUCUUAACAUCAACUGCUUUGAAUUAAUAUGAUUACAUAAUAAUUAAAACUGUCUAGCGCGAAUUGUACUGCUUAUUACUGCAGAGAGUAUUAUACUCAUGAUAACAAAUAUAAUUUAAGAUACGUUGCUGCAUGUUACAGCAUUUGUAAAGAAGAAAAACCGCAGUGACAUGCUGUAAGUCUGAAAGACACUAUAUAAAGGAAUAUAUAUUUUACACGAAUUAUUUACAAGUAUCCAAAGGAUUUCGUGCCGAAUGUACGAUUAGAAAUAGAUAUUUUCAGUGGAUAGAGCACAACUGUCUAUCAUUCGUUUAUAAGAACCAAUAUUUUCGCAAGAGAGGUUGUAAUAUAUAUGUAGUUUAUUUAAUUUUGUAUAUGUUCGGAGAAUUUUAAAGUAUCCCUUUCUGUAACAAAGUUACAUUACGUUUACCCGAAUAUAAGUAUCAAGAUAUUAGUGUUUAUAACAGAAUCUUAGUGGCAUCUAAUAAAGUCGUACUGUAUAACAGA
This is a messenger RNA of Ooceraea biroi (clonal raider ant), 14884 nucleotides long. RefSeq names its product dynein heavy chain, cytoplasmic (gene Dhc64C). Gene Ontology annotation, molecular function: minus-end-directed microtubule motor activity; ATP hydrolysis activity; ATP binding. Gene Ontology annotation, biological process: microtubule-based movement. The record is from RefSeq and is a predicted model, not a curated record. Gene Ontology annotation, cellular component: axonemal dynein complex. Lineage: Eukaryota; Metazoa; Arthropoda; Insecta; Hymenoptera; Formicidae.